Chinchilla lanigera (long-tailed chinchilla) is the source of this 1004-nucleotide messenger RNA. It is a transcript of the gene CUNH6orf136, whose product is annotated as chromosome unknown open reading frame, human C6orf136. NCBI's taxonomy places the organism in Eukaryota, Metazoa, Chordata, Mammalia, Rodentia, Chinchillidae. The record is from RefSeq and is a predicted model, not a curated record.
UCCCUCCUUUCCCCUUCACGGAGCCGGCUCGGGGCGCGCUCACCCCGGCGAGGAGGCCACAGGCCAGACUCGGGAGGCGCCCUCUCCGCUCCCGCAAAGUCAUGUAUCACCCGAGCCGGGGGGCGGCCCGGCGCCUCGGGCCCUGCCUCCGCGCGUACCAGGCCGGUGGCUGGGUGACCCGCCGGGACCGGGGGAAGAGGGGCCGGGGCCCGAGCUGCACAGCGGCUGCCUGGACGGACUCAGGAGCCUGCUGGAGGGGCCCCCCGGCCCCUGUCCCGGGGCCCUGGCACCCUUCCAAGCCCACGGGGCUGCCCGCGCCUGCCCCGCCGCGCCGUCGGGAGACCCGAGCAUGGAGGAGCACCUGGCCGUCAUGCACGAGAGGCUGAGACGAGAGCUUCCCAAUCUCUUUCUUCACUCCCACGACUACAGUCUGUAUUCAUCGGACGUGGAAUUCAUCAAUGAGAUCCUGAACAUCCGUACCAAGGGCCGGUCGUGGUACAUUCUGUCACUGACUCUCUGCCGCUUCCUGGUCUGGAACUACUUCGCACAACUCCGGCUGGAGGUCCUCCAGCUGACCCGCCACCCGGAGAACUGGACCCUGCAGGCGCGCUGGCGGCUCGUAGGGCUCCCCACCCACCUGCUCUUCCUGCGUUUCUACAAACGUGACAAAGUGGAGCUUUACCGGACGUACGAUGCCUAUUCCACCUUCUACCUGAAUUCCAAAGGCCUCAUCUGUCGACACCGCCUGGACAAGCUGAUGCCAUCGCACUCGCCGGCCUCGCCUGUGAAGAAGCUGCUGGUGGGAGCCCUGGUAGGGCUGGGGCUGUCGGAGCGAGAACCCAGCUUACAUGUGUGCUCCAAGGCCUGAGCCAGAAGCCGGGCAGGGUGCCCUGCAGAUUCCGCUGCGCACGCACAAGACGAGCAGGGAGCCGAGACCCCCCACGCUGUGUAACGCUGCUGUUAUUUAACUUGUACAUAAUAAAGUUUAAGUGCUGUGGACAGAA